Rhinichthys klamathensis goyatoka is the source of this 1504-nucleotide messenger RNA. RefSeq names its product TSEN2 tRNA splicing endonuclease subunit (gene tsen2). The transcript is spliced from 11 exons. The coding region runs from base 35 to 1351 and encodes 438 amino acids. The record is from RefSeq and is a predicted model, not a curated record. Gene Ontology annotation, cellular component: tRNA-intron endonuclease complex. Gene Ontology annotation, biological process: tRNA splicing, via endonucleolytic cleavage and ligation; tRNA-type intron splice site recognition and cleavage. Lineage: Eukaryota; Metazoa; Chordata; Actinopteri; Cypriniformes; Leuciscidae. Gene Ontology annotation, molecular function: tRNA-intron lyase activity; nucleic acid binding.
UUAACCUGUGAUGUUGUUUAUAUGAUGAUCCUCCAUGACUGAAGCCGUGUUUCAAGCGCCCAAACGCCGGGCGAAGGUUUAUGAGUCGUUUGAAGCUCCUCUUCCAGUGUUAUUGAGCUCGCAGGACGAGGAUCGCAUCAUAUACAGAGCAGACAUCAUCAGUCAUCAAGUCAUAGUCACAGAUCCUGCACACACACUGACACUGUAUGAGCGGGGUUACUUUGGUAAAGGAGUGUUCUCGAGAUCCAGACCUGAGCACGUGGUCUCUCGACAAUGGAGAUACAUUGGAGACAGAUGUCUACCUGUGAUCUCCUGGUCAGAAUACCAGAAGCGUCUCAGCUGGGCACGGGCGGCUCUCGCGAUGCAGGGAUUGGAGGAUGAGUCUGUCCAUCAUGCACUGCAGAUACUCACUAAACCAGUGGAGUUUGAUGUGCAAUCUCAGGCCACACGCGUUGGCGGCUCAUUGGAUGAUGUGUCAUGUGAGACUGAUUUAAAUGUGGAUCAGACUGAUACUGCCAGGUCUCGGCGUCAAGGAAACCCGGUUUACGACCCUCUGGCCGAAGACUAUCCUGAAGAACCGGAGCGCUUAGACCAGCUCUCCAAACCCACCGUGAAGUGCGGAAGACACGACGACUGGGUCGCACACUGCGGCUGUAGAGCGGAUGAAACCCAGAGGAGUUCAGAGCCGACCGUGCCCGACACCAACCCGACAGACGCGCAGGAAUAUGUUCUGGUGGAGGUUUCUGAGGAGGAGGAUGGAAACUCUACCGAGGAUAACGUCUCAAUGGAGCAGCUGGGCAAGUGUGUGUGCAGAAUAAACCCGUUCCCCAUGAUGGAGUAUCUCCAGCUGAGUUAUGAAGAAGCUUUCUUUCUGGUUUAUGCUCUUGGAUGCUUGUCCAUUUAUUACAGCGGGGAAGCUCUGUCAGUCGCUCAGGUUUGGACGAUGUUUCGUUCGCUUCAGCCCAACUUCUCCACCUCGUACGCCGCCUAUCACUAUUUCCGCAGUAAAGGCUGGGUGCCGAAGUCUGGAGUUAAAUAUGGAACUGACUUAAUGCUCUACCGAAAAGGACCACCGUUUUAUCAUGCAAGCUACUCCGUGGUGGUGGAGAGGUCAGACGUGUGUUUCAGAGGCGCUUCUCUGAGAUCCUUCAGCUGGAGGACUCUCGCUGCUCUCAGCAGAACCACCGGGAACGUCUCGAAGGAACUGAUGCUCUGCUACGUCAUCACUCCAUCAGAUCUGACAGAAGACAUGCUGUCGUCUCCCGAGUGUCUGAAGCGGUUCACCAUACAGGAGGUGCUGGUGAGCAGAUGGGUCUCCUCAAGAGAGCGAACAGAACAGGAGGACGUUUAAACCUGCAUUCCUUUUUACAUUCCUUACAUGUUUAUUUUGCUUCAAAAUAUUAGGUUGCUAUUUUUUUUUAUUUUUUUUACAAUGUGCAGAGAUUAUUUAAACAACAUCCAGACACAAGUCAAAGAGUGUUCAGCAAUAAAUAUACCGAGAAAA